AGUUGCAUAAUUUUUUAUAUUUAUUAAUGAAAUAUGUGCAAUCACGCAACAACUAUGUUGUGAUUUUAAACGUGUAAAUUUUAUUGGAGGAUGAUAUUUGUUAUUUAUCAUUAGGGAAGUGAAAAUUAUUUAGGUCUGUUCACAUUGUGUGCAAUAAAAUCUUCAAAAUGGAUGCCACAUCCAAAGAAUACUUUCACACUCUUGAAAUGCUGAAACAGGAGCUGAGUGUUUUUAAAAGCGAGCAGAGUAAAUUUCGAAUUCAGAUGUCUCAACUGGCAGCCGAAAACAAACGACUCACUGGCGAACUGAAGGAAAACGUCCAGAUGAGAUUGCAGCAUCUGACCGAAAGUGAUGUUGGAAAACUAGAGCAACAGUUACAGUCAGCGCGAGACUCUAAGGAUGCUGCGAUGAAAAUGUGGCAGGAGGCUAUAAAAGAAUUGGAAAAAAAAGAUGAAUUGCUGCUUGGUAAAAAGAGCAUCGUGAGUAUGGAACGGAAUGAAGUUGAAAAGCAGAUACACCAGAUGAAGGAAGAAUAUUACAGAAGUUUGAAUGUGCUGUCUGAAGAACUGUCACUUAAUAGAACAGAAAUUGCCAAGUGCAAAAAAGCAUUGGAUGAAAGAACUUUAGAGCUUGAGGAUUGUCGUAAAAUCAUCGGCAAUACCACAGCGCAAAUAAAUGCAAAUAAAACAUUAAUUAGUAACCUUUCGAGUGCGAGCAAGCAGUUAGAAACUCAAAAUCAGUCACUAAAAUCACUGCUAAAUGAUGCUGAAAAGGUAAUAGAAGAAAGCAAAAACGAAAUAUCGAGUGUGAAAAAAGAGAAUUGGGAACUAAAUAUGACAGUGUCUGAACUUAAAGAUCAAAAUAAGAAGCUAAAAUCUAAAAUUUCAACUUUAGAGAAAGAUGCCAAAGAAAGUUUAUUAGCUGCGGAAGAAGCUGUCUUGCAAAAGAAAGAAAUAGCUUUUAGGGAGGAACUGUGCUUGAAAGAGAUCGAGCAAUUGAAAAACGCUACCGAUCUCGACGUGGAGAAAGUUAGUUUGAGGUUCAAAGCUGAAAUCAAAGAAGUCCAGAAGCAGGCGUCUGAAAAAAUUAAAAGUCUUAUGGAUGAAAUACAAAAUUUACAUCGAGAGAAUGGCGAGAAACAGAGCAUGUUCGAGAAGUCAUUGCGAGAGAAGCAAGCGCUUGAAUCAAAAAUGGAGUUGCUGUAUUCCGAGAAUGCCGUAAAUGCACCUUUCUCGAAUAGUGCGUUCGAUGACAUGCUGAAGAGGCUAACUAUGGCUGAGAAGUCUCGAGACGAAUUCGAACUCAAAGCUUCUUCUCUCGACCUAACUUUGCAAGAGCUCAAGCAUAGCAAAGACAUGGAGAUGCAGUACCUGCAAGAGGAACUGAAAAAUACAAAAGAUCGUUUGAACAAUCUGCUGAAGGACUUCAACUUGACAUCUACUGAUAGAAUGAAACUGUGCGAGGAGAUCGGCAAAUUGAAAAAGAAGUCGAGUGAACUAGAAAAGGAAUUGAAAAUGGUGAAAAGUAGGCAUAGCAAUGAGCUUGCCGUGAUGAGUGAAAAUUUUAAGCGAAAGCACCAGAAUGUGGUUGAACAAUUGAAUUCAACUGAAGAACAUUACAAGAAACUUUGCGCAGAAAUGCAAAACUUGUUAGAUUCUGAGUUUAAAAUUAGUAACCAAUUAAAAGCAGAAGCGGAUAGCUUGAUAUGUCAGUCUGAAAACAAAAUUAAAGAAUUAUGUCAGAAUAUUGCUUUUCUAAAGCAUCAAAAUACGCAAUUGGUAAAUAUGUUGCAUGAAAAUGACGUUUAUGUGCCUCAAGAAACCGUAUUUGUAUCAUAA
Molecule: messenger RNA, 1838 nt
Organism: Uloborus diversus
Lineage: Eukaryota; Metazoa; Arthropoda; Arachnida; Araneae; Uloboridae
Product: sodium channel and clathrin linker 1-like
Exons: 1
Coding region: 168-1838 (556 amino acids)
Biological process (GO): clustering of voltage-gated sodium channels; cilium assembly
Cellular component (GO): centriole
Source: RefSeq, a predicted model, not a curated record